Messenger RNA from Penicillium salamii, 1830 nucleotides. NCBI's taxonomy places the organism in Eukaryota, Fungi, Ascomycota, Eurotiomycetes, Eurotiales, Aspergillaceae. The record is from the annotation of a GenBank genome assembly.
AUGUUCCCCCAUACGAUCUAUAUGAGGCCAUCUCUAACCCCCCACGCCAAUACACCAGCUCUACUCGAGUCAUUUUCAUUGAACGACCCUGUAACUUCGGAGGGAGACUAUAUCAGCUCCCAUGUGACAGGGUACGCCGACGAAGACGACAACAGCCAGCGAGUCGGAGGCCUCGCCUCCAUGCCCGACACCAACGGCGCGAGGUACCACGCACAGCAGCCUGCGAUGCAGGAUUUGCAAUAUAACGGCUCAAGCGCCCUUGCCAUGACCCCACCAGACUCCUGUCCCGACUCCUUUUCACCUACAUCUGGUACCAUUUUCCCUCAUAUCUCUCGUCUUCAGCCACCCUUCGAUAGGAUGACAGACUAUCAACGAGUUCCAGCUCUUCAACCUCCCAGUGGUAUGCUGACAGGUAUGCAGAGCUCAGGGCAUGGUUUGAACUCCAUACCAGCCCUCAUGGGCCGCAACAAUGCCUAUGGAUCAUAUGCUCUACAACGUGGGGUUGGAAACAUGGGCUUGCCCCUCAUGGGAAUGAGUGACAUAUCUCGUAAUCAUGGGUAUUCGGGCACUCCUCGGGCUUUGGAAGGUAGCCUCGAUCGAUCUCGGGGGACUAUGUUUCAGCAGUCUAUGGUGGAGUCUUCCCCACGAUCACAACCACAAGUUGAAGCUCCUCCUUUUGACGACACAACUCAUCUCGAGACAAUCGUGGCCGAAUUCGGUGGUCAAUAUCAAACAGUGAAGCCCGAGGUCCAAGCAAAGAUGGGUCGUGGAUUCUUCCCAUCUGACAACAAAUGGACUUGCUAUCGACGUAACUAUUUCGCUGUGACCUGUGGCUUUGGUCUUCACCCUUGGUCGCCCACUGCUCCUCUCUAUAUUCGCUAUCAUGACCAACAACUUGAGCCAAUCCAUGGAUUUGCUAUGGCCAUCUCGGCAAUUGUCAAUGGUCAAUAUAACGAAACACGAGAGUUAGUUCAGCACACCCCAAAGCGCGACAAACAGUCCGAGAGAAAGCCAGGACGUGUUGUUCUUCAGCCCUCACCUCCGCCAUCCUUUACGUCAAACUCGACCGUGAAUGGGAAUCUCUCGGGUUUCGCAAUCGGUUCGCAGUCAAUGGACUACAACUCCUCAUUCACAGGGGCACCACAAUCAUGCCAGCCUCCAACCACCCAUAUGUUCGAGCGUAUCCAAUUCCAGAAGGCAACCGCCAACAAUGGCAAGCGCCGCGCUCAACAGCAGUAUUACAAUCUGGUCGUUGAGCUUUACGCUCAGAUUGCUAGCUCGGUCCCAGGUGAAACUCAGUGGGUACAGAUCGCCCGUCGCCACUCUCACCCCAUGGUAGUCCGCGGACGCUCGCCGGGCCACUACAAAGACGGACGCCGAGGCAGCACUGGCAGCAUGGGUCCAGAUGGAGCCGGCGGAGAUGGAAACGGAGGGAUUCUUCCCCACGGCCUAGGACAAACGGGCCGUUCCCACCCCUUCAUGUAUGACGCAUCCCAUCGGAGCGGCAUGUCUUACGGGAGGGCCGAUCAACGACAAACGACCGUGAACGAUCAUUCUCCACUCAGCGACAGCCCUUUGAUCUCAUCCUCCUCCUCUUCCGGAUUCGAGUAUUCCAUGAUAGAUACUAUGGAUCCCAUGGAUACCAUCAAGUCUGAUACGUAUGUCAAAACGGAUCCUUGCCUCCGGUCAAUUCCCUACCAGGAAACACACUAUGGCGAUGUGCCCAACUACCAGCAUCGUCAUUCCAGUACUGGGGGCUACGAUCCAGUUUAUUCCACGACUUAUGGCCGUUACGAUCCCAUCCAAAGCUCACAGAGUCUAUGCACGUAA